This is a messenger RNA of Pteronotus mesoamericanus, 417 nucleotides long. RefSeq names its product DNA-directed RNA polymerases I, II, and III subunit RPABC5. Gene Ontology annotation, biological process: transcription by RNA polymerase II; transcription by RNA polymerase I; tRNA transcription by RNA polymerase III. The record is from RefSeq and is a predicted model, not a curated record. The coding region runs from base 52 to 255 and encodes 67 amino acids. Gene Ontology annotation, molecular function: zinc ion binding; DNA binding. The transcript has 2 exons. Gene Ontology annotation, cellular component: RNA polymerase III complex; RNA polymerase I complex; RNA polymerase II, core complex. Lineage: Eukaryota; Metazoa; Chordata; Mammalia; Chiroptera; Mormoopidae.
UGAACCGGAGUGUGGCCUGGGCCGGAGCGCAGCCGCGGAACAGCUAUCGCCAUGAUCAUCCCCGUCCGCUGCUUCACGUGCGGCAAGAUCGUCGGCAACAAGUGGGAGGCCUACCUGGGGCUGCUGCAGGCCGAGUACACCGAGGGGGAUGCCCUGGAUGCGCUGGGCUUGAAGCGCUAUUGCUGCCGCCGCAUGCUGCUGGCCCACGUGGACCUGAUCGAGAAACUGCUCAACUAUGCGCCCCUGGAGAAGUGACCCUGUGGAUUGCGGCUGUGUCUGGGCGGAGCUGGUCUGGUGGGGGUGUGGGUAGCCGGAGGCCACGCCUGCCCCAGCCAUGGGGACCAGUGUCCUGCUCUGGAAGGAACUCUCCAGUAAAGGCCUUUGCAGAACGAGAGGAGGUCCUGACACUUGGUCUGG